AUGGGUUGCUGUGGGUGUGGUGGCUGCAGUGGUAGCUGCGGUGGCUGCGGUGAUGGCUGCAGUGGUGGCUGUGGUGGUGGCUGCAGUGGUGGCUGUGGUGGUGGCUGUGGCAGCUACACCACCUGCAGGUGCUACCGGGUGGGCUGCUGCUCCAGCUGCUGCCCCUGCUGCCGCGGCUGCUGUGGGGGCUGCUGCAGCACGCCCGUGAUCUGUUGCUGCCGCCGCACCUGCAGCUCAUGUGGCAGUGGCUGUGGCUGUGGGAAGGGCUAUUACCAGCAGAAGGGCUGCUGUCAGCAGAAGGGCUGCUGUCAGCAGAAGUGCUGCUGCAAGAAGCAAUGCUGCUGCAAGAAGCAAUGCUGCUGCUAG
Pan troglodytes (chimpanzee) is the source of this 366-nucleotide messenger RNA. RefSeq names its product small cysteine and glycine repeat-containing protein 6-like. The record is from RefSeq and is a predicted model, not a curated record. The coding region runs from base 1 to 366 and encodes 121 amino acids. Lineage: Eukaryota; Metazoa; Chordata; Mammalia; Primates; Hominidae. The transcript has a single exon.